Molecule: messenger RNA, 1368 nt
Organism: Arthroderma uncinatum
Lineage: Eukaryota; Fungi; Ascomycota; Eurotiomycetes; Onygenales; Arthrodermataceae
Exons: 5
Coding region: 1-1368 (455 amino acids)
Source: RefSeq, a predicted model, not a curated record
AUGGUCCCCUGGAAGCUUUGUGAAGAACCUCAAAAUCUGCGAUCAACGGGUCCCAUGGAGUUGGGGAGGGUUACUAUUGUGGUGGCGGGACAUGACCCUUCCUCUAGUGGCAGCAUAGGUUCGCCGCCAUACAAGUCGUCGCCCCUACGGCCGCGACGACGAAAAGCCGACGGUAUGAACAGGGUACCACAGGAGCCUCCGGAUGGAGAUGUCAAUAAGGGCCAUAUCAUCAUCAUCUUAACAUGGACCGGGUUCAGCCUUUCGCUUCUUCUUGUGGCAGCCAGAGUGUGGACUCGGGUGCGAGUUGUUAGAGCAUUUGGCUGGGAUGAUGGCUUCAUUUUACUCGCCCUUGCAUGCGCUGUGGUUAAUGCUGCGAUGGUCACCACUAGUAUCGCACACGGUACUGGACGCCAUCAGUACUAUCUCACCAAAGAGGAAGCAAUGCAAGCAGAUAAAUAUAAUUGGAUUUCCCAAGGAUUCCACGUCGCAUCAACGAACUGGGCGAAAGUAUCUAUCAUGUUAUUCCUCCUUCGUAUCAUUGGCCAGGCAAAAUCCCGACAAGCACCCUAUUUCUAUGGAGGGAUGAUAUUUCUGUCCGUUGUCAACUUUGUCUGCAUAUACACCAUAUACGGUCAAUGCAUGCCGGUGCAAUCACUGUGGGAUCAUACUAUCAAGGGGAAGUGUUGGAACCCGCGUAUUCAGAGGGACUUUGCUUUCUUCACAGGAGCUGUAUCUGCCGCAUCGGAUCUCGCGCUCGCUAUAUAUCCGAUAUGUUUAAUUUCGUCGUUACAAAUGCCACUUCGGGUGAAACUUGCCCUUGCAACGAUCUUUGCGCUAGGUUUCGUUGCCGUGGGCGCCUCUAUCGUGAAAACGGUCUUCCUAUCACGCCUCUCUGCGCGCGCAGACUACUCAUGGAACACCAUCGACCUCGUUUUUUGGCUGUGCAUCGAGCAGUAUCUGAUCAUGAUUGCCGCAUGUAUACCCAUGCUUGGUCCUCUGGUUAAGCUCAUCCUCAGGGAAGCCACAUCUCGGAAUACAGGGUCGUCAGGGUCGUCUUCGUGGCCACGGAGUAUUAUGCGAAAGAUACCUACUAAACGAAAACCCAGACCCUAUUGGGCGACAGACACGAGUUUGUAUGCGACCCGAGAAGAAGGAACAAUAUACGGAGUGAAUCCUGGGAUGAAGACACGAUGCUACCCACUCAAUUCCUACCACAGUGGUAUUGAGCCGCAGGCAACUGCUGAGAGUCAAGAGGCUAUUAUCCCGGGCUCGAAUGGCCAAAGGGAUGCUAUUGUCAAAGUUAGCGAGGUGCAUGUUAAGAUCGAAAAUCUGGAGGUUGAUACGAAGUCAGAGCCUUCUCCGUGUUAA